Messenger RNA from Ceratosolen solmsi marchali, 6252 nucleotides. Its product is annotated as nucleolar pre-ribosomal-associated protein 1. The record is from RefSeq and is a predicted model, not a curated record. Lineage: Eukaryota; Metazoa; Arthropoda; Insecta; Hymenoptera; Agaonidae. Gene Ontology annotation, cellular component: nucleolus. Gene Ontology annotation, biological process: maturation of 5.8S rRNA from tricistronic rRNA transcript (SSU-rRNA, 5.8S rRNA, LSU-rRNA); maturation of LSU-rRNA from tricistronic rRNA transcript (SSU-rRNA, 5.8S rRNA, LSU-rRNA). The coding region runs from base 19 to 6252 and encodes 2077 amino acids. The transcript is spliced from 17 exons.
AGAUAAUAAUAAUUAAAAAUGACGAAAAAAGUUUCUUUCAAUGAAAAUCUGGAGAUAUGUUCAGAAUCUGGAAGUCUUGAGGUAGGGAAUGACAAUAUUGAAAUGAGUAUAAAUAGAAAAGAAAAGAGGAAGCGUAAAUUAGAUGAUGUUUAUGUGAAACCUAAGAAAAAAGGAAAAAGCGAGGAAAUUGAGAGUACUAUGGAAAAUGAUAAGAAUAGCAGUAAUGUCGUGGAUAACGAAGAUUUGGAUGACAUUGUAGUCUCUAAAGAGGAAAGCGAUAGGUUUACUGGGAAAUUUUUAAGAGAUUCGUUUAGUUCAUCGGAAGAUUUUCUAAUGCUUAAUAAAUUUGUCGCAAUAUGUCAUCAAAAUGGCAAAAGGGAUUUAGCGGCAGAGUUUUUGCGAGCGGGUGGUACUGUUCUUGAAAUUCUGAAAUCACUUGAUAUAUCGGAGAAGAAGAAUAUCAACAAUACAUGCGUUGUAUUUUCAGCAAUGCAUAUUGUUAUAAUGAAAAUAUUAGCUAAAUUUCCACAGAACCAAUCAAAUGCUGAAGAAGCAUGCCGUCAUUUGAUUAAUACCCAUCUUGUCUCGAUACAUUCGAUGCUCUCUAGUCAUGGGAAGGCGAAACAUCGUAAAAUUAUUCUAAAAUUAUUAGCUGCAAUUGUUUCGUUAGGUGGAAAGUUACCGCGCGAAUUAUUAAAUCAUUUAUCGCUGCACUCGCAGCUCGUUGAAAUGCUAGUUUCCCAUUCUAAGCCUACCGAUCGUGAGAGCGUGAGAACGUGUUUUAUAUAUUUUAUACUCGCAUUUUUGAUCGAGGGCAAUGCAACUGACAUUCGAGCGUUACUUGAGAAACGCGGUGUACUAUCUAGUAUUUUUUCUGGUUUACUAUACGAUUAUUCCGACAUUGUUCAACUCGUAUUAAAAACUGUUAAAAAAUAUGUCUUAGAAAAUCCUACAAUAACUAAAACUGUAAAAUUACAUGUAUUUUCAACUACAGUUGUUCAAGAGAUUUUUAAUUUAUACAAUUGGAAAGGUCCUAAGAAUUGGUCUAGUCAAGCUCAUAAGAAACAAAAAUUUGUAACAGAAUGUAUCGAUGCAGAAGAUAAGGAGAUUACAGUAAACUGUGUUCAUGAUUUUUUAAUAACUCUAUUAACUUCUACAAGGCAUGGUAUUGCUUUUCACGAUCGAACUCUUGGAACAGAUUCGAAAUAUAAGCACAAUCAGUUGAUUAGUACACUUUUACAAAAUCUGGAUAAGCCUUGGGAACACGAGAAACAGUCGGACUUAAUAAUUAAAAUCUUAACAGUGUGUCCCGAUUUAAUUAAAUUACAGUUAAUUCGCACGGAGUCUUACUUAGUUCCUAGAGUUUCAAAAAAAUGGAUCGAUACCAUACAUUUUAUUAGCAAGAUAAUUAGUAACAUUGACAUAGAAAGCUGUUUACGAUUUUGUUCUUUAGAUAUGACAGAAAUACAAUUUAUAAAUGCAAUUUUAAAUUUAAUAUUACCCUCUGUCGUUAUUAAAACAGCAAUAAUACCAUCCUUGGAGCAUAGUAGUUUCAUAAUUCAUCAUGAAAUUAUUAAUCUUUUAUUAGUUAUGAUUAAGAAAGUUGAACAUUUUGUAUCAAUUUUUGAAAGUAUGAAGUUUAGCGUCUCUGAAAUUUCCACUUACAAAGGCAUUAUUUCAGAACACAUAUUGAAACAUAUACCAAAUAUUGACUCCAUUAUAAACUUAUGGACUAAAACAUUGUCCUCCAAUGUAGAAGAGCGAAAUCUUGAAAUGCAAGAGAAUGUAGAUUUUCACGUGAAAGAUCAUUUACAAACAAUUCUAAAUCUUCUACAAGCUUAUUGUGAAAUUUGUCCUGAAAUUUUUUUAACAACUAGUUCUCCAAAUAUACAAAAAGAAUGUAUCGUAUUGUUUACUAAUUUCUCUAACAUAGAAGAUCUUACAACAGAGGAAUUGAUUACUAUGAAAGUCAAGACUAUAAAAAUUCUCUUAUUUUCCAAUAUAUUAAGCUUUCUACCAAAUGAGGAAAUUUUUAACAGUGCUCUAUCAUUUUUAAUCACUCAAAUUGGAAAUAAAGAUACUUCUUUGGAUUAUGAAAUACGUGAAACGAUAAAUGUGUUGUUAGAGAAAUCUGGAAUAUUUGAAGGGUAUAAUGAUCAGAUUGAAAUUUGGAUCGACGGCAUCACGUAUUUCAAAAGUCUUGAGAAGGUUGAAGUUGCUAAUUGGAUUACAAAAAUCAUUAAACGUGUGUUUAAGCAUAAUGAUAAGUAUGCGUCAUUAAUAUUUGAAAUUGAACGAAAUUCUGGAGAGAAAGUUGAUAUAAAUGUACAAGAAAAGAUAUUUAAAGAAUUAAGCGAAAGAAAUUUUGAUGACGUGAAAUUGGUAUCUUCCAUGUUACCGGUUACUUCAAUAUCCUUAAUUUUGUAUGCCGCAAUAGAGAAUUUAAACAAGAAGCCUUCAUCUAUUAUAGAACGUUACAUAUCAAUUGUUUUGACACAUUUAUUUCAUUGUCAAAUAUCAACAAAUUCGUUUAUUAAUUUGGUAAAAGAGUUGAAUAUCCCUAUGCAGCGAUACUUUAUCAGUUGGUCGAACGAUGCUCUUAUAACCCCAACGAGCAAGCCUUUCAAAUCAAACAGUAUUUUUCAGAGCAUAAAUAGAUUGCUACUAAAUUCCGAUCAAACAUAUAAAGUAUAUUCCAACGAAAUGCAAUUAUAUAUUGAAAUUAAUGAGAAUGUAUUGGAGUAUACGCCAACUAAUUUUGAAAUAAAAGCUGCAUUCCGAAUGAUAAUUUUUUAUCUGACGCAAUCGCUACAGAAAGCUAAUACAGAAAUUAAUAAUACGACAGUCUAUACAGAUACUUUAUUAUCGCUCAUAAAAAUUGCGGCUAGAAAAGAAAUGGCUUCAACAAAUUUAAUUAGUUAUUGUGCCGUAUUAUUUGUAGACAUUUGUUCUUUAUUUUAUGACUUAAACAAACAGUCUAUACUAUCGCAAUUUAUGAAACCUUAUCAGGACAAGUUUAUCGUUCAGUUGAAGCAUGCCAUUAAUGUAGAAAAAGCUAGUAAUUUACAAAAAGAGGUACAGGCACAUCUAAAAUUAAUUCAGCUAUUGCAAUUAAAUAUUCAAGUCUCUAUCGGCUUAUUGGCUACAAUUAUGAAGUUACCGAAAGAACAUUUUGUAAUCUCCAAUAAGAUUCCAAAAUUGUCGAUUUGGGGAAUUAUGAUUCACAAGUUGAUAGAGCAAUUUUUUAUAGAAGAAGUUAGAAUGGAAUUAAGAGGUUCGUUUCCCACCAUAAAUGAUAAUCUGCUAAAAAAGUUAUUUUCUUAUUGGAUAGAAUUGAAAAUGACAUGUAAAGAAGAUAUAGAAUUAUGGGAAAGUAGCAUCUAUACUUAUCUAUUAAAAUUUCCUCACAGCAUUGCAUCUAUCGACCAAAAGACAUUCACGGCAAUAAUAAAAACUGGUAUAACGUCAAAAACUAUUAAGAUACUUAAUUUACUGACUGAAAGGAAUUCUAAAUUAAUUCCAACAUUUAUCAAUUAUGCAAACGACAACGAAGACAUUAUUUCUCACAAGUCUCUAAUUUUUUCAAUAUUAUCAAGUAAUUUAAAUUAUAAAUGGGACAAAGAAUUUCUUAAAAAAAUCUGUAAUAUUUAUAAUAUGGAUAUUCUCAAUUUUUUAACUGGAUUAAAAUCCAACGAUUAUUCGUGGAUAAUGGAGAAUGUAGAUGCAGUGUCAUAUUUAAUUGACAAUAGUUUCGAACAAAAAGCAUGUGACGAAGUGUGUGAAACGAUUUUAUCCAAUGGCAAUCAGUUAGACGAAAUUCAAGAAGAGCGUAUAAAAUUACUUGCAAAUGUGUUUAAGAAAGGUUUAAAAAUAAAACCAGAUAGUUUAAAAGAUUUUGUCCAGAUAGUUCUUCAUGUAACGGUAACGUCAUUGAAAAGGGAUUCUAAAAAUAUUGGAAAAUUAGAAUUCCUUUGUAAAACGCUGAAUGAUUCUAUCGGUACCUUGAAAUUAGAGGACAAUUUUGAAUUUGAAGAACUGAGCAAGAAUUAUUUUUGGUGUCAAUUCAUUCGGAUAAGCUUAAAAUCAGGCCUUAAAGUGACAAAAGAAAACAACAACAACAACAAUAAUAAGGCAUUUUUAUUGAAAGCUUUAGUUGCAACUUGCAGUGUUGCUUAUAAAGAUAAUGGUAAUGAGGAAUAUGUUAAAACUAUAUUUGACAUGACCACUUCACACUCGGAAUUUACGAAUAUUAUGUUGAGCAAUGCAAACAUUAAGAACGAUCUCACGGAGUUACUAUGGAUCUUAAUUAGGAAAAAUAAUACGAUAAUGUUGAUAAAACAUAUCCCUCUUUAUUUAGCCUCGUAUAAUGCAACAUUAGAUACGAGCGAUCAAUUUCUUUUGAAGAUUCUUCAACAUUACGAAAACAAUGGAAUAAAAUUAGAUCAUUAUCGACCUUAUUUGUGGAGCAAUGCCGCUGCAUUUCAGUAUAGCGUGAAAGGUGAAAUGGACACAGCCUUGUGGCGUCAACCCACAACGUCUCAAGUAUUAGAUAUACUUGUUCCAGAACUAGUUACAAGUACAAUUAAAAAUUUUCCAAUUAAACGCGAUUUAAAGUGCAAUAUUACAAAUACAAUUUGUAUUGGAGAUCAAGUGUACGAUCCUGCAUUCUACUUGCCAGUGUUUACUCAAUUACUCGCAGACAAUAAUGUAAUCGCUUGUCAUAAAGUGAUACACAGCGGGGCAUUGGCCCUGACCAUCAUUGCCUGCAGUAGUCUGUGCGAAGAUGUUCGUUUAGCAGCAUUUACCGUUCUUUCAAGAUUUUACUUCCAUUUGGAGGCUACAAGUUCAAAGGAAAAGUUAUUGUGGAUGAAUUUCAUCGAUUCGUUGCGCAAUGGAAUUUUCCGAAACGAGUUGGCAUUGGAAAGUAUACGACUUAACGGUUUCCUGGCGACCUUUCUGGCUCGAACAAGCUUUAUCAUGACUCAGCCUCUGAACCCCCUCUACUCUACCCUUCAAUCCUUUCUUAUGGCUAAAUCAGCGUUAGAUCUUAACACAAUACCCGAGUUGCUGCAAUUGUAUUAUAGUUCGGAAAUUGACUAUCAAGCGCAUAGGCAUUGGAUACUCGAAGUUAUUUCCGAUGGUUUGAAAAGCGAUCUCGACAUGGAUGUUGCAUUAAGAUGUGUCUUAUUUAAAAUGUUGUUCGAUUUUCACAGCUCAACAUUAUCCGAUAUACAAUCGAAGAAUCUUAUUCUUCAAAUAAUAAGGUCUGCGACGAAAUUGUUAAAGCCGUGUAUGAUACUUGUAAAUGGAUAUUCCUUAUUACCGUGGUUGCUUACGAUUACCCAAAGCCUUAACAAAGGCGAUAUAGGAUCUACCGUUUGCAUAAUCGAUAUUGUGAAUAAUAUUCUAUUUGCAUUCGAUGAGAGCAAAUCAAAGGAUACGCAUCAUUAUUUGAUGCUGGUAAAGACACUUUUGUAUUUGAUGAUGUCCUUUGGCAAAAAUUUAACAUUAGAAUGUUUGAAAAGCUUUAUCGAUGCUUUGAGGAAAGCAAUAAUAAAUAAAGCUGUUUGUAAUGCAUUUACAAAAGAUAAAAUGAUAUCUGUAAUUAAUAGUUGUAAAAUAUUAUUGGGAAAUGUAGAUGAAUGCGAAUCCAUUUUACAAUUUGGUUGUAAAUUUGUCAAGAAAAAAAAUCAUAUUAAUUGUAAUGUUGAUUUAUCACUUCAAGAGAGCUUGUACCAAUUGAUUACAACAUGGUACGGUUAUUUACUGGGUGGUGCCAAGUACCGUGGAAAAUCUGCAAACGAUGCUAAAAUAAUACUGAAUUUGUCGCAAAACGGAGAGUCGCAUCCUUUGAAAAAAAAUGGACAUCCUCGAGGACACGCGUCAAACUCAAUAGCCACCGGGCACACUGAUUCCGUGGAAAAUUAUUCCAUAGGGACAUGGAAAACUGGCUUCCUUUCUCAAUCCGAUCAAAACUACUUGGCCCACUUGGCUUUGCGUACGGUUUCUGCACAGGAUCAAAUGGAAGUACUGAACGAUAGUAAAAACUUUCAAGUAACGACUGCGAUUAAAGCUAAAGAUUUGGAUGCGGAUACAGAUGAGCUUCCAAAGAUGCAAGAGUGGCUGAACGGAAAUAAAAUAGGAGAUCCAUAUAAGAUACACGAAUUGCUCAUAAUAAUGAAACAUUUUUAUAAGAAACACAACGAUGAGAAACACGAUGUUUUUGUCUGCACUUUCUAUCCAAAAGCCUAA